Molecule: messenger RNA, 3224 nt
Organism: Odontomachus brunneus
Lineage: Eukaryota; Metazoa; Arthropoda; Insecta; Hymenoptera; Formicidae
Gene: sgl
Product: UDP-glucose 6-dehydrogenase
Exons: 6
Coding region: 296-1738 (480 amino acids)
Biological process (GO): glycosaminoglycan biosynthetic process
Cellular component (GO): nucleus; cytosol
Molecular function (GO): UDP-glucose 6-dehydrogenase activity; NAD binding
Source: RefSeq, a predicted model, not a curated record
GGCUUUCCCAUUUCGCACAGUCUCGCGAAAUGAGGAACGCGUAACGUUCGAAAUUAACACGAAAGGAAGAAUUUGCGAGACGACUCGACAUCACAAUACACUGUGGUCUCUUGUUAUGGACAGAGUGCUUCGUUUCUUCAUCGUGGAAAGCCCGCCUGUUUCUCCGUAUCGUUCUUGGUUCGAUCGACAGCAACUCAUUGUCUUGCAGCGUUCGUCUUCACGUCGCAUCGCUGCUGACCGCCUUUGAGAAUCUUCUGCCUUUUCAGUAGAUUGAAAACAACAACAGUCGAUCGAGAUGACGAGUAUCCGUAAGAUUUGCGGCAUUGGAGCCGGUUACGUGGGUGGACCUACGUGCAGCGUCAUCGCGCUCAAGUGCCCGGAGAUUCAGGUGACGGUGGUGGACAAGAGCAAGGAGAGAAUAGCGCAAUGGAACUCGCAGAAGCUGCCGAUUUACGAGCCAGGUUUGGAUGAGGUAGUGCAGAAGUGCAGAGGCAAGAAUCUAUUCUUCUCCACUGACAUCGAGACGGCGAUCAAAGAGGCCGAUUUGAUAUUCAUCUCGGUGAACACGCCGACCAAAACCUUCGGCAAUGGCAAGGGUAGGGCCGCAGAUCUCAAGUACGUAGAGAGUGCCGCCAGGAUGAUCGCGGAAAUCGCAACCGGCGACAAGAUCGUCGUGGAGAAAAGCACCGUGCCUGUAAGAGCAGCUGAGAGUAUCAUGAAUAUCCUGCGCGCUAAUCACAAACCAGGUGUCUCCUAUCAGAUCCUCUCGAAUCCUGAAUUUCUCGCCGAAGGUACCGCUAUAGAAGACUUAGUGAACGCGGAUCGGGUACUGAUCGGCGGAGAGGACUCACCGAAAGGUCAGGCGGCCAUCGAGGAACUCUGCAAGAUUUACGAGCAUUGGAUUCCAAGAGAAAAUAUCCUAACUACCAACACGUGGAGCUCGGAAUUGUCAAAGCUGGCAGCCAAUGCUUUCUUGGCGCAACGAAUAUCCAGCAUAAACUCUUUGUCGGCAGUAUGCGAAGCCACAGGUGCCGACGUGUCCGAGGUUGCACGAGCGGUCGGACUUGAUUCGCGAAUCGGUUCCAAAUUCCUUCACGCGUCGAUCGGUUUCGGCGGUUCCUGCUUCCAAAAAGACAUUCUGAAUCUGGUGUAUAUCUGCGAAUGCCUGAAUCUGCCCGAAGUGGCGGCAUACUGGCAGCAGGUGAUCGACAUGAACGAAUAUCAGAAGUCACGAUUUUCCGCGAAGGUCAUAGAGUCCCUCUUUAACACUGUGACGGACAAAAGGAUUGCGAUGUUGGGCUUCGCUUUUAAGAAAAAUACGGGGGACACGCGUGAAUCGCCAGCGAUUCACGUCGCCAAGACACUGCUGGACGAAGGCGCCGUACUUCACAUUUACGACCCCAAGGUCGAGGAGACACAGAUUAUCGAAGAUUUGACUCAUCCGAGUGUGACGAGCAAUCCUGAGCACGUAAAAAGCAGAAUCAGUAUUUACAAGGACGCUUACAGUGCAACGAAGAACACGCACGCGAUCGUGUUGUGCACUGAAUGGGACGAAUUUAUCGAGCUGAAUUACACGCAGAUUUAUGCCGGAAUGAUGAAGCCAGCGUAUAUUUUCGACGGUAGAAAGAUUCUGGACCACGAUCUGCUGCAGAGGAUCGGUUUCGUCGUGCAAACCAUCGGCAAGAGACUCACCAGAUCCGCGAUUUCGAGAGCGUGGGGUAGCCAGACGCAAAUUUAGGAGGAAACGGACCAAUUUACACGCAAUAUUUCCAAUUCGAUAAAAGUAGUACUGAUGACAUAGUUAACGAUAUCUGCGAGUUGCUGCAAAGAGAGAAUUUGCCGAAUUAAUUUAUACAAACUGAUGCAUUUUUUAAAUAAGAGAGAGAAAAUGUGUGAUUGUGUGAGUAAAAGGGAGUGAGUGAAAAAAAUCAAGUCGUACUGUUUUAACGAGUAUGUUUGUCUCAUAACAAAUAUACCGCUACAGACUGCGCAUCGUAAUAUAAACAAUUCGAGAUUACAUGCAACGUUACUUUAUGCUACAUGUAAGUUUGUACAAUUUCCUACAAUUGAUGCACAGACUGGAUCUGGAAGCAGGAAAAGGCACGGUAAUUGCAGAAUAGCCCCUAUAAGCUUUUUUGAAAAUAGAAAAUACAAAUAAAGAAGAUAAGAUUUAUAAGACAUUAAUAAACAAAGGAUAUCACAGUUUUACUUUUCGUCUUUAUUCACUACAAAUUUGCUAUUAUCUUUCAAGUGCCUCAUAUUAUCUUCAUGCUAUCUUCAAAAAAGCGAGCGACUGGAUCCGCCUGUGUUGUUAUUUUAAAUGACGCAUUAUGUAGCUAUUCUAAACCUGCUUGAAGGGGCAAACAGACAAACAAGAAAAUACGUUCUACUUUUCACGUCACAAAAAUAACGUUCCUUUCGUUUCGUUUUAAGGUACAUAUAAUUCUAAAAUGUCACAGAUGCCGCCACUUUUAUUUACUUUCUCAGUUAUACUCGUUUUAAUAAUUUGAAUGGCAUUUUGAUAUUUAGCAUUGUGUGACAACGUGUUAUCAUGAAAAUGUUCCACGCAUCAUCAUGAAAAAUUUACAUACAUAUAAUACACAUGUAAUAAUAAGAGGGCAUUUAUUUUAUUAUCUUUAUAAGACGUUAGAUUUUCGUUCAUAAUUAUAUAUAUUAUCAUAUUUAUAUUAAUUGUUUAUUGCAAAGCUUUUCUUUAUGAAUCUUUCUGUUUCUAUCUAGUCUUCAAUUUUAUUCGGUAAAUUUAUACACACAUACAUAUACAUGUAUGUAUAUAUAUGUAUUUUUCGUUCGUAAUUAUGGAAUAACUUAUCUAAGGCGUUUUAUGUGUUCGUCAUCUGUCUCUUUCGUCAAAAGUAUUUUGAAUAAAAUCUAGAAUUAUCUGCAGUAUUAUAUUACGCCGGUUGUAGGCGGCGUUUGUUGCGAUCAAAAGUUGGGCAAUAGUAUCUUAAUGUUACUUAUACUUUGACUAUAACAGGCGUUAUUGUAAUACGAUGACACUUUAUGAUAGUAUUAUCUAAAAUUAUUAAAAUUUCUUUUGUAGCUGAUAAAUAUAUUGCAUCAGGAAUCAGCACGGUUAUUAUUUUUACAAAGUUGCGUUUUACUCAUACACAUAUAUAAGUAAAUUAAAUUUAACUAUUGAAUAUGACGCGUAUAGUUCGUAAAUAUACACUAUCAAAGUUUAUAAAUAAAUAUUUAUAAAAAAA